Messenger RNA from Lodderomyces parapsilosis, 2247 nucleotides. It is a transcript of the gene SPT20, whose product is annotated as Spt20p. Bases 1 to 2247 code for a protein of 748 amino acids. Gene Ontology annotation, biological process: regulation of transcription by RNA polymerase II. Lineage: Eukaryota; Fungi; Ascomycota; Pichiomycetes; Serinales; Debaryomycetaceae. The transcript has a single exon. Gene Ontology annotation, molecular function: transcription coregulator activity. Gene Ontology annotation, cellular component: SAGA complex. The record is from RefSeq and is a predicted model, not a curated record.
AUGACCAAACUUGAAAUCUCCAAUGGAGCUGGGACAUCCAUAGCCGCAGAUAGGGGACCCUUUAGCUUAAAUGAGAUUCAGAACAAACCGAGCAUCCCUUCGAAGAGUCAAAUCCCACAACAAAACCAACAACAACAACUACUACCACAACAACACCAACAGUUGCAGAAACAAAAGGUCGAUCUUCGCAACUAUCACUUUGCAUCCACAACUGAUGAAAUACUACGAAAGUAUUCUAAAUAUCCUGCCUCCUUGAGCUUGCAUAUUUUUGACAAUCACUACCGAUUCAACAACUCACAAGAUUCUCAAAUUAUACCCAAAACAUCUCCGAUGAUUAAGAAUUUCAUAAAUCACGUUUUGAAAGAAGAAAUCCCAGUUGAAUUGAGCGAGUUGUUGAAAGACUUCUCCAUCAAAUCUUAUGAUGGGUGUCUUAUUUUGCAAGUAUACGACCAUCGGAAUAUGAUCAGAACUUCUACCUUCAGAGCUAAUGUGUCGCCAUCAAAGGAUGCAAAAAAUGCACCCGUUAUUGUUUCGAAACCAAGAACAUAUCGGGUAUUGCUCAGACCAACACCACUUUCCCUUUAUUAUGAUUUGUUGUAUCAUACAGAUUCUGCUUUGACAAAAUUCACCGACACCUUGUCCUUGCAAAUGGAGUCUGAAAUUUUGGCAUUAACAAAAAGGGAUUUGGAUCUUUCUGUAAAGGUGAACCCUUACGAAUACGAUUAUCUUAAGCCUGAUACAGAUGAGAUGAGGGAAGGCGACAAAUCAGAAAUAGAAUUUUCUCACAGGCCAGGUGUUGAAGCUCCUCUCCGAAAAAUUCACCAAGAUGAAUUGGUUUUGCAUAAGUCCUCUGAGUACGAAGAGUUGGUGUUGUUGUUGUCAAACAGUAGUAGACGCUUUGAAGACACGCAAGAAAAGAAGUUGGUUGUUGUACCCCCAGUAAUGCCAAGCACUUCAUCCACGCUGAGUAUAACUACACCUCCUACCAAAUCAACAAGUAAAGAAGGGUCUGUUGGAGCUGAUUCUAAGGGCAAGAAGGGUGAGAAAGCUGCGAGCGCAUCUUCUAUUCCUACAACCGUUGCAAUUCCUCUGAACCCUGUUAGAACUACGGGUCAGUUCAUGCGUUUGAGAUUGAUUGAGGAAAUUCGCAAGAAGAGGGAAAUCGAAAAGAAUCAGCAAGAAGCUAAAUUGCAAGCGCAAGCAAACUCUAUUCAAGGGGAUAUGGUGUCACUGUCAAAUGUUGCUUCUCGCCCUGUUGAGCCUAUGGCUCCAUUCGCGACCGGCUCGAGCCAACAACCACUUGGUCCACCUCAAGUUGGUGACAAGAGACAGCAACCUGGGGUGCAACCAGCAGGGAAGCGGGCUAGAAAGGAUGUGAAACAACAUCAAGUAUCUGUUUCUAAUCCACUGCCAGCAGGAACUUCAUUGCCACAAGCUCCUCUAACAUCGUACGUUCCUUCAAACUCCAACCAGCAAGUGCCGUCAAUUAAUAAUAAUAUGCAAUUGACGGGAAAUCCUGGUGCACCACCACCACAACAACAACAACAACAACAACAACAGCCGCCGACUAUGAGUCUGGCAACUACACCGCAUCAAAUUCCAAUGGGUACACCAAACUUGGGACCGGGCGCUUUGCCACCACAAAAUGUCCCUCAAGCUCCAACCUCCAUGGGACAACACAACUUACAAUCAUCGCUGCAUUUGCAUCAAGUGCCCAGCCAGCCUUCCUUACAACAACAACAGCAUCAACAAAUUUUUCAGGGUUCGUUGACCCCAGAGGAACAACAGGUUUACAAACAAAUACAACAGAAAAUGAAUGCAUUGGUAAUGAUGAGUCAAACAGGUGUCGCUCCCAAUGGCCAGCAGUUGAGCCCGCAACAAAAACAGCAAGCAAUGCAACAAGUCAAGAUUUUGCAACAACAAUUGUUGCAGAAAUUCCCGGUAUAUUUUCAAAGAUUGAAACAGUUUCAGCUUUAUCAAAAGCAAAAGCAGCUACAACAGCAACAGCAACAACAACAACAACAACAAAGGGCUAUUGCUUCUGGAGGUGGCAUACCUAAUUUGCAUGGCCAGUUUGAUAGUAACUUGAUGCAACCACAGCAACAACAUUUUGCAAAUCCGCUACCACAAGGUGUCCCUUCUCCAAAUGUAAAUUCUCAACCUUUGAACGCAUCCACCACUCCCGCUCAGUCUAGUGCCACAGAACCCAAGAAGAAAAGAGUGUAUAAAAGGAAGGUUGCAAAAUGA